AUUUCAACCCAGAGUUACAGACCUUCUCCUUUAUUGGUAGGGUCUGCUUCCAGUUCUAGCCCUCACUCUUCACGGCAGGAUGAGUCGCAGGCUGACCAAGUUGCCGUUGCUAAAGAAGAAGGACAGCAAGGAGUCCAACCUUCAGGUCAAUCGUGACCAGCAGCAGUGGGACCGCCAGGUAGCCCAUUUCUCUGGCUCCCACCCAUCCACUUCCCAAGACGCAGCCACUCGGAGAACCACGCAGCUCCUGCCUCUGCUUGUGAAGUCUUCCGCAGCUCCAACGCAGGCCAGGAAGAGGGUUCAGCUUCCAGCGCUGGUGCUCCCCGACCUGGGCCAAAGGACAACCCUGAGGACCACUCCAGGGACUGCUCAGGCGGACGACCAGCAAGGCGAGAAAGAGCCCGUGGCCUUGCCAAGGGUGCCGGAGAGGGAAAGCUCUCAGAGGAGCAGCCUAUCCCAGGGGAGAAGGCCUUCCAAGGCCCUCCUGCCUUUAUAUCCAGAACUCUCCGACCAAUGUUUCCAAACCUUCUGGGAGAGCAAGGAGCCACUGAACGGCAGAUCUGUGACAGAGAUGUUGGAGCAGAUGGAUGAAAAGGAAAUACUAGAUACCAUCCUGGAGCAUCUUCGUCCCUCCCUGCAUAUUUCGCUUUACAAAUACUACGGGGUGAAACUACGCAACUCGAGACAGAAAGACCUGGUCAAGGAACAACUGAAAAGUCUUCUAGGUUUUUCAUUUCAAGAAGAAACAGACAGAGAAGGAAUCUCUGAAGCCAUCGGAGUGGUUGCCUUUUGCCAUCUUCCUGAGAUCCUGGUGGCCCUGAGGCAGGUUGGCCACUUUGUGCGUGCAAAGAAACCUGCUCUGCAAGAAGCCCCCUUUCAGGACCCACACUCUUGUUUUGAGAGACAAAUUCGCACAGCCGUGAUCCUGUGCUAUGGCCACGCAGCCCUGGGAGCCCAGCCAGAGGACCUGAUGCCUUUAGCGGAACACAUUGUCUCUGAGAUUCUCUUCCAGUAUUGGACCAGGAACAAGGAUGAAGCCUUGACGAAAGCGUUCCUGACGUCCGUGAUCAGGAUCACCAAGGCUCUUGUCCAGACCAAGAGUCAGGAUGUCCAUUUACCCCACAAAUCUGAACUGGCCCUCAAUAUAAAUGAAGUCAUUGAAAAUGAGCCCGUGAGUCCCUUGUCCGUCAGAAUUCUUCAUCAAGCGAUCAUCGCAAUCACCUGCAUGACUCGUUUGAAGCCUACAUUGAACACUGAGGUGAUGUCUAAGUUGGUGAACACAAGCAUCCAGAAGGUGUUUUCCCUGCCAGCUAUGACAAUGACCAAAGUGAAUGCAGGUAGCCCAAACCAGUCAACCUAUACUCAGGACCUUUACCACCGGACGGUGACCGCCUGCAGCGCCAUGCUCACCAGCUUGCUGUCGGAGGCUCCCAAUUUGGAUUCCCUGCAGGAGAUCUUGAUGCACACAAAUAUCUGGAUUGAAUCUCCCAAGAUUCACGAGAGAGAGAGGGCCAUUAAAAGCACCUGGUACCUCCUGAAGUUUGUUUCUGAACAGACAGAUUUCGACACCACAGCUGACUUUUAUCUGCUGGGGCAGCUGGUGGCGUUGCUGGGCCUGCACAUUGGUGACAGUGUCAAAGAAAUUGGCCAGACCUCUGCGGAGGCCACUUACCACCUCCACUGCAUCAUCCUGAACAAAAUGGCUCAAGAGAUGGAGAAGAAGCCCAAGAACAGGAAGGGGCAUAAUGUAACCUGGGCCAAAGAGGAUUUCCUCAAUUCGGGCCCAGGAAUAUUUUACAAAGACAUCUACAAAAUGGCUAAGGCCUUUGGUGAGCAUCUCUCCCCCAUAAACAUCACAGACCUGAUGCUGAAAAUAAUUGAGGCUCUCACACAUGAGGAGAAGACCAUUUGCCACUCUGCUGGAAUACCCAAGAUCCUCAGGGAAAUUUACCAUCGUCUCCCCAACAUCAGUGAACCGGCCACGAAAGAAAACACCCUGAAGUCCGUGUGUCACCUGGCAUCUAAAUGGGUGAAAGAAGUGGUGGACUUUCUCCUGGAACGCUCCCCGGAUUGCGAUCAACGUCCAGGAGAGAUUUUUGUCUUGUUGUGUAAGACUGAAGAUGGUGACCCUGAAGACACAGAUAAGCUUCCAGGGUCCAAUUAUGUCGCUGGCGGGCCCAUCAGGGCUGAAUGCCACCCUGGAGGUGAAUUCUUUGAAGAAACCAAAAUAGCGUCCGGAACCGGCGAGAGAAAGGCGGAGAGCUUCGCGUUUGCCACCAUUUCCAGCAGAUCAUCGGAGACAGGAGUCAGCAGUUUCAGGAAGCAAGCAACCGGUCCAGAUCGUAAGAAAAAUGGAGUCCUCAUGUCCUUGAGGUUCUUACUGAUCGCAGUCCAGGGAGUACUCCAGCAGGUGGUCCACCACCUGGUUUACCUGUUUUGA
This is a messenger RNA of Crotalus tigris (Tiger rattlesnake), 2440 nucleotides long. RefSeq names its product maestro heat-like repeat family member 5. The record is from RefSeq and is a predicted model, not a curated record. NCBI's taxonomy places the organism in Eukaryota, Metazoa, Chordata, Lepidosauria, Squamata, Viperidae. Bases 80 to 2440 code for a protein of 786 amino acids. The transcript is spliced from 17 exons. Gene Ontology annotation, cellular component: cytoplasm.